This is a messenger RNA of Conger conger (European conger), 5553 nucleotides long. RefSeq names its product bromodomain, testis-specific (gene brdt). The coding region runs from base 858 to 4289 and encodes 1143 amino acids. Gene Ontology annotation, cellular component: nucleus; chromatin. The transcript has 21 exons. NCBI's taxonomy places the organism in Eukaryota, Metazoa, Chordata, Actinopteri, Anguilliformes, Congridae. The record is from RefSeq and is a predicted model, not a curated record. Gene Ontology annotation, biological process: positive regulation of transcription elongation by RNA polymerase II; chromatin remodeling.
GUGCUUUUCACUCUCUCUAGAGUGUGGUAUCCAACGCUGGAAUAUGCGUUAACACCUGGACACCAUGGAUAGUCUUUAGAAUAAUUGUCUUGACUCGUUAACUUUAGUGCAGGGCAAAUAGAGCGAACAAAACAAAUACAAGUCCACGAACAAGAACAGGAAGCUACGAAGACUGGAGUUUUUGCAUCUAUGGAAGGUUCUCGAACGAGCACGUGACGACUCUAGACCAGUUGCAUUACACUUUCGAAAAAUACUCUGACGUAGCUACAUGUUCUUGUUUUUUUCGGAGGAGAACGGCUGCUUUGUUCAGUCAAUGACACAUUAGUUCGAUGAAGAGCUCGUUCAGGCCGAGUGAGAAAGGGGGAAAUAAACUGGGAGAAGUAUAAGUGUUAUUUAAAGAGGAAUUGUUUCGGUUCUGGGGGGUAUUGUGUUUGAGAAAAUUGUAUUUGUUGGUGAAAAACAGGGAAUGGCAAAGCACGUGGAAGAAAUUGACCAAUCGCAGAACGCGCUCCCAACAGAAGUGUAUAAAUACCAGUCGAUUGCUGUAGGAGCUGUCCGCCAUCGAAGACUAAAUAAGUUGGAAGGAGACCGCGCAAGCGUUAUGUACGUUUAAGUAAAUGUGUAUUUAAACAAAAACAGUAACUGUAAAAUCGCGUUACACGUCGACGAGAAUCAUCGUUGUUCCUCCCUUCGGCAGAUCAUCUUCGGCACAGAGCAUCUGUCUCAAUUCGGCAGUUAAAACAAUCUUGUUGUGCCAGAGACGGACAGUGCUGGCAGAAGAUGUGUGAUGAUAACUGAAGUACAGCAAAAGGAUCAUUCUAAACAAGUGAGCUCCCUCUGAAGACUGAGCCCUAACGAUGUCGGAUGUAAAAGGACCCCAGAAGGUGGCUAUGUGCGGGAACCCACCGCCCCCCCAGUACAAGAACCCCAAGACGCCUGGGCGGCUGACCAGUCAGCUGCAGUAUCUGCAGAAAGUUGUGGUCAAAGCCUUGUGGAGACACCAAUUCGCUUGGCCCUUUCGGCAGCCUGUAGAUGCAGUGAGGCUGAACCUUCCUGACUACUACAAAAUCAUUAAGAAGCCAAUGGACUUGAGCACCAUAAAGAAGCGUCUUGAGAACAAUUAUUACUGGAAAGCAAUGGAAUGCAUUGAGGACUUUAACACAAUGUUCACAAACUGCUACGUGUAUAAUACGCCAGGAGAUGACAUUGUGCUGAUGGCACAAGCCCUGGAGACGCUCUUCCUGCAGAAGGUGUCUCAGAUGCCCCAGGAGGAAGUUGAAAUUUCCACGAUCACAACAAAGGCACCUCAGAAGGGGAGGAAGCCCGCCUCAGGCGUGGUGAAGUCGAAGCCCCAGUCCCCUGUGUCGGAGGUCGUGUUCCAGCAGACCGUGACCGUAAUCCCCCCCGAGAUGCUCCUCUCAAUCCCGCCUGAGCCACUCACGGCACAGAUCGCUGCCAAAAUCAAAAAGGGCAUUAAAAGAAAAGCGGACACCACCACCCCGGCCGCUUCCGUGGUGACGAGCAGUGAGUCGUCACCGUGCACGGAAGUGAAGCCCUGCAAGCUGAUCUCCAGGCGGGGCAGUGGGCGGCCCAUCAAGCCCCCCAGGAAGGACCUGCCCGACUCCCAGCAGCAGCACCAGGUGGGCAAGAAAAGCAAGCUGUCGGAGCAGCUGAAGCACUGCAACAGCAUCCUGAAGGAGAUGUUCACCAAGAAGCACGCCGCCUACGCCUGGCCGUUCUACAAGCCCGUGGACACCGAUCGCCUGGGCCUGCACGACUACCACGUCAUCAUCAAGCAGCCCAUGGACCUCAGCACCAUGAGAAAAAAGAUGGAUGCCAGAGAGUACAAUGAUGUCCAGGAGUUUGCAUCAGAUUUUAGAUUAAUGGUCUUCAACUGCUACAAGUACAAUCCACCAACUCAUGAGGUGGUGGCCAUGGCAAAAAAGCUUCAGGACGUGUUCGAGACGCGCUUGGCCAAGCUCCCAGACGAGGUGGCAGAGGCCGAACCUCCCGCACAGCCCUGCCAGCACAGGGUGAAGGUGGAGAAGAAGGACCGCAGGAGCCGGGUGGAGAGCUCCUCCAGCUCGGAGAGCAGCAGCGACAGCUCCUCGGAAUCGGAAAGCUCCUCGGACACUGAGGAGGAGGAGAGGGCCCAGCGGCUGGUCCAACUCCAGGAGCAGCUGCAAGCUGUGCGCGAGCAACUGCAAAUACUGACCCAGACCCCCUUGCUAAAACCAAAAAAGGAAAAGAAAUCGCAGAAGGACAAGAAGAGAAAAGACAAGAAGGAGCCUCAGAGGGGGAAGUGCGAGGAGGAAAGGAAACCAAAAUCGAAAACGAAGAAAAGGUCCAGCAAAGGCCCGUUGGCAGUUCAUGGUAAGAAGAGCAAGCUGGCGUACGACUCGGACGACAACGAGCCAGCGGUCUCCAUGACGUACGACGAGAAACGGCAGCUGAGCUUGGACAUAAACAAGCUGCCGGGUGACAAGCUGGGCAAAGUGGUGAACAUCAUCCAGUCCAGAGAGCCCGCGCUGAGGGACACCAAUCCUGAGGAGAUCGAGAUCGACUUCGAGGCCCUGAAGCCCUCCACACUAAGGGCGCUGGAGAGAUACGUCAUGACUUGUCUGAGGAAGCGGCCCAAGAAACCAAACCAGAAAAAGCCAGCCAAGCCCAAAGCGCAGCGCACCGUAAAGAAGCGGGACCCAGAGAAGUGUUUGUCCGAUGCCGGCGAGCAGCAGAGUUCGGCCAAGAAGACGAAAAGGAAGGGCGAGACGGCGGGCGUGACAAAAGCAUUGGGGGGGCCCUCCAGACUCAGCGACAGCAGCACCUCCUCAAGCUCUGACAGCAGUAGUAGUGAUUCUAGCACUUCCGAUAACAGUGACUCUGAAUCAGAACAAAAAACAAAGCGGAAGCUAAGCAAAGGCGCCCGUGAUUGCAAACUAAAAAUGAAGGCUGCGUUCUCCCAACAGGAAUUGAAGCAGACUACCUCUGUGCGGAGCUCCUUGGUAAAAGCACCGGAAGACCCUGUGUUGACUGGGACCAGCCUGCAGCCCGUAGCGCAGAACCCCCUCCUGCUGGAGCCCAACCAGGCCCUGGACACUCCCCAUUCUCCUGAAGACUUUGUGUUAUCACCUCCAGCCUUACACAGCCGUCUGCCUCCGCAGCCGUCGAGACCUAGCGCCAAAGCAGCACCUCUACCUCGCAAAGGCAGGGCCGCGUCCCUGCUGCAGGACACCCCUCCCCCUCUCGCCCCCGCCCAGUCCCCCGGCGGGUUCCCACUAACCCCCGAGCCGGUCUCGCUGGCCCCCGCCUCCAGCCCCCGCGUUUCUGCCCGGCCUGACGCCUCUGCGCCCGCACCCCCGCAGCAGCCCCGGCCCUCCCUGCCCCAAACGCAGGAGGCCCAAACCGACGCGCUCCUGCACGGCCCUCCCGACCACGUGUCGGAGAGCCCUCCGGAUAGGGAGGAUCCGGAAGGGAUUUCCGUGCUCCUGUCUCCGCUGAGCUCCCCGCCCGAAGUGCUGUUCUCCAACUGCGGAGCCUCGCUUCCUGCAUUGCCGCUUCCUGCUGAAGUCAGGAUGGAGCACCUGCUGUUAUCCCCUCUUGAGGAGAGCCCGCUGCACUCUGGGAAGGAUGAGAGAAAGCACCUGGAGUCCCAGGGAGAGCCCGGGUCCAAGCCCCUGCAGAAUGUGCACACUACUGGUCAGUCUGGUGGAAAGCACGACAGCUGCGAAACUACUCCAAUACCUAGAGCGCCGCACGUCUGCACCGCUAACAAAGUCGCUAAAGAAACUAAACCAUCGCUCCCGAGAACGGAUAUUGUUCUGAAGAAUGCAGAUUCUUGGGCCAGUUUGGGAAAGAUGGCCAGUUUCACCCCUUCCACCAUCAAGUCCUCAAAGGAGAGCUUCCAGCAGUUCCGCAGAGCGGCCAUGGAGAAGGAGGAGCGAGAGAGGGCUCUCAGGAGGCAACAGAUGGAGGUGGGGCGGGAGAAGAGGCCAGUCUCUGAAAAACCCAGAGAGGAGCAGGAGGCCACGGAGUGUGUGCCCACAGCAGCGACCACCGCCGCCACCGAGCCACUCAGGCUACCGGAACCUUCCAGACCAGAGCCGGCCGGGGCCUCCUCACCUCCGGCCGCACCGGGACCGCAGCCCGUGGCACAGUCCUCAGUGGACCGGGACCGAGAGCUGGCCCGAAAGAGAGAGCAGGAGCGCCGACGGCGGGAAGCUAUGUCGGCCAUCAUUGACAUGACGAUGCAAAGCGAUAUAAUGGCGACGUUUGAGAAGAACCUGGAUUAACUGAGCUUCCAGCAUUCCUGAGGCAUUUGACAGAUUCCUUGUAUUAUAAUAUGGUUUCAUAUCGUUGUCCCUAUGAACAGUACAGACUCCAAUAUUGGAUGUCUGAGCCAAGCAUUUUGGUGAAGGAAACGGGUCAUUGUUAAAGAAGAAACUUGCUGCAUGGCAACUUCACUUACCAUUUUAUUAUAGUUGUAAAAUACUGUAUAGUGUAAAAUAAUGUGAUUAUUUUGUUUUUGUUUUUUUGUCCAGUCACUAAGAACUAUAUUUGGCUUUAUUUUGGACUGGUGGCAGUUCUGAAAUGUGUGCACUGAGGUUCUGACACUUAGAUAGCAGAUAUUGGGGAAGGGUUAGAAAAUGUAGAAUCCUAUGUUUUCCAAUUCUUUGUAGCAGUCGUUUAUUGACCACAGUACAUUAAGCCUUUUAAAGCCAGGCUUACAUGUUCAGAUUACAUUCCACUGCAUUUAUCUGCAUUUAUUUUUGAUAGUUUUUUUCUUUUCUGUGUAUUUUUACUGUUAUGUUUUUGUACCAGUGGUGACUUUGAAUGACAGUACUGUAAUGAAUAGCCAUGUAUGGUUUCAUCCUCUUAUCCUCUGGUCCAUUUCAUAGUACUAAUUCAGCAACUAAUACAGAAAAUGUCUGUGCUUUGAUGUUCUGAGUUGGAAUUGUAUUAUUGAUCUGUAUAUAGAAGUGAAGGAAUGUCCUCAAAUGUUUUUCUGUAAUAUCAGAAUAUAUGGAAAAUAUUUGUUUAUUUGUAAUAAAAUAAUACUUAGCAUUUUGUUACCUGGAAGUAGCAGUUAACUUUUUGCCAAAUGUUGGUAUUCAAAUGUGGGACUUAUUUUUUAGGCUACUGUUUGCUUCCCUUGUUUAAGUUUCGACUUGAAAGUGCAGUGCCAUAAAGUGGUGUGCUUAUAGCAAAUUUUAGGCAAUAUGUGCCUAAUUUGAUAUUCCCAUUACUAAAAUGUAAAAAAGAAAAAGGAAAAAUAGAUGCAGAACUUAAGCAUUCUUGUCUAUUAGACUGCAUUCUACUUUUCAUUGUAGAAACUUGGAAGAUGUGGAGUGCGGUAUUGUUUUGUUGAUCCUGUGAUAUUCAGGCAAUUUUACAGUGCUUUCCCACUUCGGCUGUACUUGAUACAGUAGCACUUUAUCCUUUUCUGUAUCCGUUGAGAUAUGAGAGCAUGACUUUACUAUAUAUAGAAAACUAAUAUAUAAUUUUGAAGAGAUCACAUUCUAAAGACAAAAAUCAUUAAAAUAUUUUCAGUAAAAA